Messenger RNA from Aphanomyces astaci, 306 nucleotides. RefSeq lists its product as hypothetical. The record is from RefSeq and is a predicted model, not a curated record. The transcript has a single exon. Lineage: Eukaryota; Oomycota; Saprolegniomycetes; Saprolegniales; Verrucalvaceae. Bases 1 to 306 code for a protein of 101 amino acids.
AUGAAGGUGAACGGUGACAACGCCUACAAGAUCCCCCACAUGGCGAAAGUGAAGAAGUCGAGACAAGGUAGCCUACCUCGGAAUGUUGUGUGUCCGCGUGAAGUGUACGACAUGGCGCGCGCGUCGCUGGCUGGAGUCGACACGGCUGCUGUGGUUCGUGCGUGUGCGAGCGAACUCGAAAUGGCUGCAUCGUUGAACGAACUGUCCUUUGAGCUGGAAUGCAUCGCGUUGAACAGCGAGUCCUCCGACGAUGUCAUGAGUGUGCUGAAUGACAUUGGCAUUGAACCAAUUAGUAUAGAUGAGUAG